AUGGGUUCGUUGACCGGUCUUAUAAUGGAGCAUGUGAAAACUAAAACACCGGUACAAGCAGACGGCACAAUAUUGGUAAAUGCAAUUCGUCGACCUGAUUACUAUAUUUUGCAUGAUCACGUUGAAUUAAAACGGAAGAUCGGCGGAGGAGCGUUUGGUGAGGUGCAUUUUGGUGUUUUGAGAAAGACUGACGGUACCUUGGAAGACGUCGCGGUUAAGACACUUAAAGGAAUGAUGUCAAAAAAACAACGAACUCUCUUUAUGCGGGAAGCCAAAUUGAUGCGAGGAUUCAAUCAUGCGAAUAUCGUGAAUUUUCUUGGUGUUGCACCUCAAGAAGACCCUGUCAUGAUCAUACUCGAAUUAUGUCCGAAUGGAGCGUUAAAUGCAAAGCUAAAACAAAACCCCGAUAUACUCACCUCAAAACUUGUCGAUUACGCAAUUGAUGCGGCUCGUGGUAUGGUCUACCUCUCGGCCCGAAAAGUU
Anisakis simplex (herring worm) is the source of this 483-nucleotide messenger RNA. The record is from the annotation of a GenBank genome assembly. Lineage: Eukaryota; Metazoa; Nematoda; Chromadorea; Rhabditida; Anisakidae.